UUCGGCUUCAGUGCCGACACACGCACAAUCGACAGCUCUACGCAGUCUUGAAAGCCUUGGAGGAGGGAAGAAAGCCGGACUACAAUGGCAGGCGUCCCUAGAGACGUGGAUGACCGAAUCUGCCUCAUGGAGAGCCAGUUUCACAGCCGAAGCUCUGCUGACAACACCAACAGCUUCAGUGUGGAGGCUCUCCAGGAUGCCCUCAUUGUCCUCUACGAGGAGUGCCGGACGUCUUCGUACAAGAAAGAGUCGACAGUGGAAGAGUUUGUCAAAACAGCUAAGCCAGUCGUUGAUCACAUCACAUCACUGAGGCUGUCAGCUGAGGAUUUCGACACGCUGGAAGUCAUCGGAAGAGGGGCCUUUGGAGAAGUCAAGGUUGUGAAGAUGAAGGGGACGGGGAAGGUCUGUGCUCUCAAGAUCCUCAACAAAGUCGAAAUGUUGAAACGACAUCAGACUGCCUGUUUCAGAGAAGAGAGAGAUGUCCUGGUGUUUGGGGACCAGGACUGGAUCACGACACUGCACUACGCAUUCCAAGACAAAACCAACCUGUACUUUGUGAUGGACUACUAUGUUGGUGGAGACGUCCUGACUCUUCUUUCAAAAUACGAAGACCACCUACCAGAGCCCAUGGCCAGGUUUUAUGCCUCAGAGAUGGUGGUUGCAAUUGACUCCAUUCACAAGCUGGGAUACGUACACCGUGACAUCAAACCUGACAAUGUGCUAAUCGACAAAGACGGUCACAUAAAACUGGCUGACUUUGGGUCUUGUCUGAAAAUGGGCUCAAAGGGGAAAGUCAACUGCACCACAGCAGUCGGAACCCCAGACUACAUCUCCCCGGAGAUCUUGCAGGCAAUGGAGGAUGGUAAGGGGAGUGUAUGGCAAGGAGUGUGACUGGUGGUCUCUGGGCAUAUGUCUCUACGAGAUGCUGUUUGGGGAGACUCCGUUCUAUGCCGAGUCACUACUGGAGACCUACGGCAAGAUCAUGCAACACAAGACGCGUUUCAAGUUCCUGGACGUGAGCAUGUCGGAGGUCUCCAAGGAAGCCAGGGACCUAAUCAACAUGCUGAUCUGUGAACCUGGUUCCAGACUGGGACGGAAUGGGGUCGGCGACUUCAAGCCACACCCAUUUUUCUCGGGGGUCGACUGGGACAACUUGCGGCAGACCAAACCGCCCUACAUCCCGGAGUACUCCAGUCCUACUGACACCAGAAACUUUGAACUCUUGGAGGACAACGACUCCCUGGGGCGUCCGCAUACCACUGAUCCGUAUGCUCUGAACAAAGUCACGGCCCUAACUGUCCACCUCCCAUUCGUCGGGUUCACCUACACCAACAACAGCAAGCUGUGUGACAGACCGCCUGCUCCUGAGCCCUCUGGUGGGGGCGACGCCUCAGCCGAAGUUCGCAGAGAGAGGAGCCGUCUUCAGAGAGAAGUGGAGAGUCUGAAGGAGCAACUAGCCACCAGAGUAGCCAACGAAAAACCAGCUUCAAGUGGCGGAGAAGUGACAAAGAUGCGGACUCUUGAGAGGACUUCACGAACUCUCAAAUCUGACAAGGCCCAGCUACAGGAGGAGAUAGCAGGACUGAGGGAAGAGCUGGCCGGUAAAGACAAGGACGUAAGAGAGGCCAAGGCUGCGUAUCGUGAGUCUCAGGACGAGAUCACUCGCAUCACUGACAAACUGAACGACACUCGUGCUCAUAAGGUGAAGUAUUCACGUCUUGCUAGAGAGAAGGAAGAAGAGAUCGAGGAAAAGGUGAACAAGAUUGAAACUCUGAGAAAAACAAACAGAGAAAGCGAGAGAGAAAGGAGAGGGCUACUCCAAGACCUGGAGGAGAUGAGGGGUGACUUGAAGCAAGCUCUGAAGCAAAAGAACAGAGCAGAAGCAGCUGUGGCAGCGAUGGAGGAAGAACUGCAAAGCGCGAAGUCAGCUCAAAGACGCUCCGGGUCACGACCUGCCACUGAAGACUCCAGGAAAGAGAUUCAGAAACUGCAAGCUCAGCUGGAAGAGAAGGAGGCGGACCUGAAGGACUCUGUGUCCUCGGUGCAGACCAAACACACUGCCGAGCUGCAGCGACUCAAGGAGAUGCUCGCUGCCACGGAAACCACCAACACCGACCUUCAGAAAGAGGUGAGU
Molecule: messenger RNA, 2134 nt
Organism: Geodia barretti
Lineage: Eukaryota; Metazoa; Porifera; Demospongiae; Tetractinellida; Geodiidae
Source: the annotation of a GenBank genome assembly